CGGCGGGAAAGAUGAAGAACGAAAUUGCUGCUGUUGUCUUCUUUGUCACAAGGCUAGUUCGAAAACAUGACAAGUUGAAAAAAGAGGCAGUUGAGAGGUUUGCUGAGAAAUUGACUCUUAUACUUCAAGAAAAAUAUAAAAAUCACUGGUAUCCAGAAAAACCUUCAAAAGGGCAGGCCUACAGAUGCGUUCGUGUCAAUAAGUUUCAGAGAGUUGAUCCUGAUGUCCUGAAAGCCUGUGAGAAGAGCUGCAUCUUGUACAGUGAUCUAGGCUUACCAAAGGAGCUCACUCUGUGGGUGGAUCUGUGUGAGGUGUGCUGUUGGUAUGGAGAGAAAAGCAAUGCAUUCAUUGUUGCCAGCUUUGAAAAUGAGGAUGAGAACAAGGAUGAAAUCUCCAAGAAAGUUACCAGGGCCCCUGAUAAGGUUACCUCUGAUUAUCAUUCAGGUUCCUCUUCUUCAGAUGAAGAAACAAGUAAGGAAGUAGAAGUGAAGCCCAGUUUGGUGACUGUGACCCCAAGCCCUGUGUACCAGAUUUCAGAAUUGAUAUUCCCUCCUCUUCCAGUGUGGCACCCUUUGCCCAGAAAAAAGCCAGGAAUGUACGGAGGGAAUGGUCAUCAGAAUCACUACCCUCCUCCUAUUCCAUUUGGUUAUCCAAAUCAGGGAAGAAAGAAUAAACCGUAUUGCCCAAUUCCAGUAACAUGGGUACCUCCUGGAAUACAUUGUGACCGGAAUCACUGGAUUAAUCCUCACAUGUUAGCACCUCACUAG
This is a messenger RNA of Zalophus californianus (California sea lion), 767 nucleotides long. RefSeq names its product protein BTG3-like. The record is from RefSeq and is a predicted model, not a curated record. Gene Ontology annotation, biological process: negative regulation of cell population proliferation; negative regulation of mitotic cell cycle. Bases 12 to 767 code for a protein of 251 amino acids. Lineage: Eukaryota; Metazoa; Chordata; Mammalia; Carnivora; Otariidae. Gene Ontology annotation, cellular component: nucleus; cytoplasm. The transcript has a single exon.